UCUUCCUCCAAUGGUCUUUCCCAGUCUUCAUUGCCCUCCAUGAAAGCUGAUGUUUGAUGUUUCAACUUCAAUCUCACCUUAUUUAUUUAUUUAAUUCUCAUAUUUAAAAUAAAUCUCUUGAUUAUUCCAUAAUUUAUUCUCUAAUUUAAGCUGCAAACAUCACUCUCUCCCAAAAAAAGCAGCACAUUAGACAGACAGUCUCUCUCUCUCUCAAGCUUGACAGGGAGAGUAGACACAGUCAGAACCUUCUCUGUAAAGAUUCUCUGCUUUCGUUUCCACCUUAAGCACUGCAGAUCCGCUAUUUGGUACCUACCUCAUUUAUUAUUUGUUUCACACGGAUUUGGAUCAGGCCGUGUUCUUUAGCCUGCAUUUGAUAUCGAUUUCUGGGUCUGGCGUUUUAAGGAAUACUAGCCGCAAGUCGCUUUUUCUGUUUCUCUUGUGCUCAUUUUGCUUAAAUUUUGACUCGCAUUCUUUCAUCUUCUGAUGGUUUUUUUAUCAUCAAAGGAAUAGAAUUGAAGCAAUUGGAUCUUGUCAUGUUCUGUGUGUUCUAGUUUUAGUGUGGGUCAGUGGUUUCACGUCAUCGUAUCAUUGCUCUCAUUAAAGCAGGUUCUAGCCGCAAGUCGCUUUUUCUGUUUCCUUGCUCUCAUUUUCAAGCUUUUGCUUGCAUAGCCUGCUAGAUGAGAAUCUUUUGAAUAAUCACAAUUCUCCAGGAGACAUAUCCAACUUGUUGAUAGAUAGUUGCUUCACAAACAUCAUAUCAUUCUGAUUAGAGCAUUAAUUCCUCUUAUUUCUGGUGAUUUUUGAGGAUCUUAUUGGAUUCCAAACUGCUAUGCAGCUGAUGAUAGAUUGAUAUUUUCAGUAAUGUCAAGGAUCACUAAAUGGAAGCUGGAGAAAACAAAAGUGAAAGUGGUCUUCCGGCUACAAUUUCAUGCUACACAUAUUCCACAAUCAGGAUGGGAUAAGCUCUUUAUAUCUUUCAUUCCUACUGAUUCUGGAAAAGCAACAUCAAAGACAAGCAAAGCCAAUGUGAGAAAUGGGACCUGUAAAUGGGCAGAUCCCAUCUAUGAGACAACCAGACUUCUCCAAGAUGUUAAAACCAAGCAAUAUGAUGAAAAACUCUAUAAGCUUGUUAUAGCAAUGGGUUCAUCAAGGUCUAGUAUACUUGGUGAGGCAAUCAUCGACCUUGCUGAUUAUGCUGAUGCACUAAAUCCUUCUGUUGUUGCUCUGCCUCUUCAUGGAUGUGAUUCUGGCACUGUUUUACAUGUCACAGUGCAGCUGCUUACUUCUAAAACUGGUUUCAGAGAGUUUGAGCAGCAGAGGGAACUUAGAGAAAGGGGAUUACAGAGUUACCAAAAUAGUCCUGAUGAAUCUUCCGGCCAAAAAGUGUCAUCUUCAGAAAUCAGUUAUCAGAUAGAUAAGGUAAAUAAAAGAGUUAGAUUCAAAGAAAAAUCUAAAGAACUUGCUUCACUUGAGGAAGAGGUGGGGCCAAAUGAAGAAUUUGCAGAUUCAGCUGUUGGAUUUGAUGGCUCUUCCAAUACUUCAGAAAGUUUAUAUGCUGAGAAGCAUGAAAGCUCCGGCAUGCAUGAAAUUGAUGGCCUUAGGAGUACUGUCUCUGAUGGUUUAGCUGGACUUUCUCCCAGUCCAAGUCCUCAGCUGGAGAAGGGGGAUCCUUCCAAUCAUCCAUUUUCGGUGCAGGGGACCAAUGAUUGGGUUCAUGACUGGAGUUCAGACUAUUCUGUCAAUAAUGAAUUGGCAGCAGCUUAUGAAGAGAAUAGUAGGCUUAGAGGAAUCUUGGAAGUAGCUGAGUCAUCUAUUCAUGAACUUACAUUGGAGGUAAGCUUGCUACAGAGAAAUGCUGAUGAUAUAGGUCAUGAAGCGCAAAAAUUUGCUAAGCAACUUGCUGCUGAGAUUGUUUCUGGAGAGGAGAUGGCAGAAGAGGUAUCUUUGCUGAAAUCGGAGUGUGCAAAGUUGAAAGGUGACCUUGAACAGCUAAAGGUUUCUAAAUUACAUCCUCCAUUUAGCAGCAGAGAAGCUUUUGAAUCAGAGCAGGAUCACAUAUUUCAAGAUGUACAGCUCAGAUGGCUAAAGGGGCUCUUGGCCAUGGAGGAUAAAAUAAGAGAACUUCAAAAUAAGACAUGCUUUGGCUAUGACAAAAAGGACUUCAGAUUCCUUGCUUCAGACAUAGAGGUGUUGCUUGGUAUAUUGAAUAAUCUCAAACAAGCAAGUGGACUAGCAGUUUCCAGUCUCAACUUGACAGAAGGAGCGAGAAUGGAGGAUAUAGGAGAAAUUUCACAUAAAAAUGGCCAGAUUGCAACAGGUACAGGGUUUGAUGUGGACUUGUAUCAACCAGAGCUAGGCAUGCUUCAUUGUCUUAACAUACCUGGCUUGAUUUCUCAUGAAUCUGAUGCUGUAGAUACAAUCAAUGCAAUGAAAAACAAGAUUUUUGAACUUUUGAGAGAGUUGGAUGAGUCAAAAGCAGAAUGGGAGAGCAUUUCCGGGAAAAUGGACCAGAUGGAGUGCUACUAUGAAGCCCUUGUGCAGGAACUUGAGGAAAAUCAGAGUCAGAUGCUGCAUGAGUUGCAAAAUCUCAGAAAUGAGCACUCGACUUGCUUGUUUACAAUUUCAUCCACUAAGGCUGAGAUGGAGUCCAUGUGCCAAGAACUGAAUGGCCAGAUAUUAAGACUUGCUGAAGACAAACAUGAUUUAGAUUCCCUCAACAAAGAGCUAGAAAGAAGGGCUGUCACUGCUGAAGCAGCACUCAAAAGGGCACGUCUGAACUAUUCUAUUGUUGUGGACCAGUUACAGAAGGACCUUGAACUGCUUUCUGUCCAGGUUUUGUCAAUGUAUGAGACUAAUGAGAACCUCAUAAGGCAAACCUUUGCAGAUUCUUCACAACCAAGUGUUAAAGAAUUCGAUUCGGGGGAUUAUGCAGCAAAACUUUUGCAAUUUCAGAAUCAUUCUGUUGGCAUAAGGAAACAACAGUUGGGUGGAGAUUCGCUUGUUCUAGAUGACUUGAAGAGAUCACUCCACAUCCAGGAAGGUCUUUACCAGAAGGUUGAAGAAGAAGUUUGUGAAUUGCAUUUUGUGAACAUUUACUUUGAUGUGCUUUCAAGGGCUCUCCAGGAAACUUUGCUUGGUGCAAAUGAAGAUGUGAAGUUUAUGAAUGAGAAAGUAAAUGAGCUUAAGCAGCAGCAAGAGGUUUCAGCUGAGUCGAAGGCAUUACUAAUGCAAAAGCUGCAGGCUGCAAUGGAUGACAUUCACUCUCUCAACAAUUACAAGGCUAGAUGUGAUGAUAUGACUCAACAAAAACAAAUUUUGGAGUUGAGUUUACAAAAUUUGGCCCAUGAAAAUCAUUGUCUUGAGCUGAAGAUUACUCAAUGGGAGGCCCAGGUGACUCAAUACAGAGGAUUUGAGAGCAAAUAUGAGGAGUGUUCCGCAGAGAAUGCAAAGUUGGCUUGCUUGUUGGAACAGAAAACCUUAGAAAAUGGGAUUCUUCAAUGUGAGAACUUAACUUUGCAGGAUGAGUUGAAAACUAUCAAAACUGAGUUUGAUGUGCUGGCCUCUCAGAAGGAAAACCUGCUGAAUUUUGUCAACUUUUUGCAAUGUAAAUUGCAGAAAUUACUUGCAUCCUAUGACAACAAAAAUAUCAAUGGAUUGUCACCCUUGGGUGAAUCUGAGAAUCAGGCCUUGCCAUCCAGGGACUUAACAGGUGUUCUAAUGCAAUUGGAAGAGCUUCAGCAUAAUGCAUGUGAAAGGAUUUUCCAACUUGUAGACGAGAAAAAAUCUCUAAUGUGUGAAAGAGAUGUUGCACAACUGUCCACUACUGCAGCUGAAUCUGAGGUUACAUUGUUGAAGCAGAAGUUUGAACAUGAAAUAAUGAAAAUGGUGGAUAAAUUAGAUGUAUCAAAUGCGUUGCUGCAGAAGGUUCAAUUAUAUAUUGAUGCUUUUGCUGAAAGACUUGAGGUUAGCUCCAAAAUUGAAGAAGAAUACAUGCAGCAGCACAAUGAGCUUUUAUCUGAUCUUGAUCGUCUAGAAGUUGGGCUAGAAGAACUUACUUCUAAGAACCAGGACAUUGCUCAUGAAAUCUUAGCAUUUGAGACUCUGACAGCAAGAGAACUCACCAAGAAAAACCAUGCUUUAACAGUAUCUCUACAGGAUAAAAAUGAAGAGUGCACCAAGCUUGCAUUGGAACUGAAGUGCUUGAAAGAAAGUUUGCGAUCUUUGUAUGAUGAGAACCAGGCUUUGAUGGCUACUUCAAGGGAUAAAAUGGAGGAGUCUGUCUGGCUUGCUUCAGAGUUGAACAAUAUAAGAAAUAGCUUGCAAUAUCUGAUUAAUGAUAAACAAGAAGUUGCCAAGCCUGCAUUGGAGCGGAACAGUUUGAAAGGAAAUUUCCAGUCUCCGCAUGGUGAUUAUCAAAUUUUGACGAUGUCUUCGCUGGAUAAAACUGAGGAAUCUGUCAAACUUGCUUCUGAGCUUAACAGUUUGAAGCAAAGCUUGCAGUCUUUACAUGAUGACAAGGAAGCUUGGAUUGCAUCAAUGGAAGAAUCUGCCAGGCUGGCAGAAGAGCUAAAUCAUUUGAAAGAAAAUUUGCAAUCUCUGCAUCUUGAAAAUAAAGCUUUGGUGGCAUCUUCACAGGAUAAAGCUGAAGAAUCUUCCAAACUUGCAUUGGAGCUUAGCAGUUUGAAAGAAAUUUUUCAGUCUCUGAAUGACGAAAAGCAAACUUUGAUUGCUUCUUUACAAAAUAAAGUCAAGGAAUCUGCUAAUCUUGCAUUGGAGCUAAACCAUUUGAAAGAAGCCUUGCAAUCUCUGCAUGAUGAAAAACAGGUUGUGAUGGCUUCUUUACAAGAUAAAACAGAGGAAACUUCCAUGCUUGCAUCAAAGCUAAACUGUUUGAAGGAGAGUUUUCAGACUCUGCAUGAUCACAACCAAGUGUUGGAGGCAUGCUCAUGGGAAAAAUCUGAGGAAUCUGCCAAGAUUAAAUCAGAGGUAAAUAGUUUGAGAGAAUGUGCUCAAUCUCUGCAUAGUGAAAACCAAACUUUGAUUAUGUCUUCACAGUAUAAAACUAAUGAGUGUGUUCAGCUUGCAUCAGAGCUGAACAGGCUGGGAGAGAGUUUGCAAUCUCUGCAUGAUCAGUUGCAAGAGGAGAGAAGCUUGAGGGAGAGUUUAGAGAGUAAAAUUACAGAUCAUACUUCCAAAUUAACUGAGAAGGAGGUUCAGUUGCUCCAUUUCAAGGAAUUGGUGUCAGGUCUAGAAUUGGAGAAACUGAGAGUUUGCAGUCUUUUGUCUCACUAUGAUGAGAGCCUUCAAAGUGCCCGUGAAGAAUGUGCUUCUCUUUCUGGUCUUGAAUCUGAGUUAUGCGAACUGCAUGAAUUAUUAAUAGCUGCAGAUGUCAAACUAAUUUUCACAAAAACUCAGUAUGAAGGCAGGGCUGAAGAGCUGGUUUUGCAGCUUUCCUUCUCCAAUAGGAGCCUUGCUGAACUUCAGAAGCAGCAUAUUGAUGUUGAAACCAACCUAAAUUGCUGUCUUGCCAGUGAAGCCCAAUACAUUGAAGAUAAUUCAAAUCUAUUGACAAGUCUCAACUCCAUUAGAUCUGAGAUGGAGGCAUCUAUUGCCGAAAAUCGGUUAAUUCUUGAGGAGAACAGAGCUAUGGCAGCUGAGCUUCAGGAAUACAGGUAUAGGGAGCAAAAUGUUGGGCUUCAAGAUUUUGAGGAUAAAAGUCAGCACUACCUAGAGGUUGAGAGGCUGAAGCAUACAUUAUUGAGUUCCGAAGAAGAUAUCAACAAUCUGAUUUUCUCAAAGGAAGAACUGGAAGUCAAAGUUCUGGUACUCAAAGCCAAAUUAAAUGAACAGAAAGAUCAGAUAAUUGCAAUGGAAGGAUACAGUGAUGAACUAAUUAUUUUGAAGAAACAGUGUAAUGAGCUCACCAAGAGGCUCGCAGAACAGAUUUUGAAAACAGAAGAGUUUAGAAACUUGUCUGUCCAUUUGAAGGAGCUUAAAGACAAGGCUGAUGCUGAGUGUAUCCAGGCUUGUGAAAAAAGAGAACCUGAAGCUCCCCCAGUUGCUAUGCAUGAGUCCUUGAGAAUUGCAUUUAUCAAGGAGCAGUACGAAACAAGACUGCAAGAACUGAAACAGCAGCUGUCUAUCUCCAAAAAGCAUAGUGAAGAAAUGUUGUGGAAAUUGCAAGAUGCCAUUAAUGAAAUUGAGAAUAGGAAGAAAUCUGAAGCUUGCCAUCUGAAGAAAAAUGAAGAAUUGGGAAUGAAGAUUUUGGAAUUGGAGGAUGAAUUACAAUCAGUGCUUUCUGACAAGCGUGAAAGAAUGAAUGCUUAUGACCGGAUGAAAGCUGAGAUGGAAUGUUCUUUAAUAAGCCUAGAAUGCUGCAGGGAAGAAAAGCAUAAACUUGAAGUGUGUUUACAAGAAUGCAAUCAGGAAAAGUCUAAGAUUGCCGCUGAACUCACUCAGACGAAAGAAUUGCUAGAGAAUUCAAAAUUGGCCUUGAAUAUUCAGGAGGAAGGAAAUCACAGAUCCUGCAAAAAGGAUAGCAAGUCUUCUGAUGAGUCAGUUAUCAGAAAUGUCUACCCGGAGAAUCCCAUUGCUGAUGCUUCAAUAUUUACAAGAAAAAGUGUAGAUGCAGCUCCUGCUAAUGGUCCAAAUAGGGAUUCAACUUUCAAGAGCUUCAAGGAAGAUAGUUCAAGGAAUUGUGAAGAAGCUGAACAUAAAUGCCCAGCCCCCAUUAGCACAGUUGACCAAACAAACAUACUCAUGAAUAAGCAACUUGGCCGGGAUCUUGUAUCUAGUUGUGCGAACAGAAUUCAAAGUCCCAUACUCCUAAAUGAAGAUGAGUUGCUGCACAGUGACAUGAAGCAUUUGGCUACUAUCAAUGAACAUUUCAGAGCUGAAAGUUUAAAGUCUAGCGUGGACCACUUGAGUAAUGAGUUGGAGAGGAUGAAAAAUGAGAAUUCACUUAUGCAAGAUCAUGAUUUUUACCAAAAAUUUCCUACUUUGCAAAGAGAAUUUAUGCAGUUACAAAAGGUCAACGAAGAACUAGGAAGCAUGUUCCCCAUGUUUAAUGAAUCUCCAGGGAGUGGCAAUGCGUUAGAAAGGGUGCUUGCUUUAGAAAUUGAGCUUGCGGAAGCUCUGCAGGGAAAGAAAAGAUCAAGCUUUCAUUUUCAGAGUUCUCUCUUGAAACAACACAGUGAUGAGGAAGCAGUAUUCAAAAGCUUUAGAGAUAUAAACGAGCUGAUUAAAGACAUGCUGGAAAUAAAGGGAAUGUACACAGCUGUGGAGACUGAACUAAAAGAGAUGCACGAUCGAUACUCUCAGCUAAGCCUUCGAUUUGCAGAGGUUGAAGGGGAGAGACAGAAACUUAUUAUGACUCUUAAGAAUGUUCGAGCAUCCAAGAAGGCCCUACAGUUAAACCAGUCCUCAUCAGCCUCAACUAGGGACCAUUCCUUGUAGCCAUUUCAGAGGGCUUUGCUCGUGUCUUGGGGGCGAAGUGUCAGAUUUACUGGGUAAGAAGUUUACAUCUUCCCUUGCCUCAGGAGUCAGUUAUGUAGAGUAUGGUGGCUAUUCUUGCUGAACUUAGUUAUUCCAAAUGCAAUUUUUUUCAAAUAUUUACCAGCCUGGUAAGGAUGCAAUAUUAGAAGUGUAAAUAAAACUGUAUUUACUGGGUGUUUAUCGCCCGGUUGUUACUAGCAUAAGGUAUAGAUCCCUGUAACAUUAUUACAUUUUGGUCCCAGUGCUGUAAUUAAUUAUACUGUAUAGUAAAUCAAAUUCAUUGAAAAACAAUUUUGUUCAAUCACAGCAACAAGUGAGAAAAAUGCACUUCAUUUCGCUCUUUUCUUUCU
Messenger RNA from Manihot esculenta (cassava), 7844 nucleotides. Its product is annotated as putative WEB family protein At1g65010, chloroplastic. The transcript has 11 exons. Lineage: Eukaryota; Viridiplantae; Streptophyta; Magnoliopsida; Malpighiales; Euphorbiaceae. The coding region runs from base 862 to 7455 and encodes 2197 amino acids. The record is from RefSeq and is a predicted model, not a curated record.